AUGAGCAUUGUGCGCUGCUCGAGCAACUGCAUCGAGCUGUAUGAGGCCACACGCAAGAGCAAGCAAUAUCGCUACAUUAUCUAUCGCAUCGUAAGCGAUGCAUUCAUCGAUGUCGAGUACGUGGGCGCGCGUGAACAGAACUAUGAAGACUUUCUCGCUCAACUAAUGCGCGGCGGCGCUGACGAAUGUCGCUAUGGACUCUACGAUUUGGAGUACACACAGUUCUGUGAGAUUACGCAGAAGCAGCGCCAGCGCGAGCGUCUAGUGCUGCUCUGCUGGUGUCCAGCCGAGGCCAAGCCCAAGUGGAAGAUACAAUAUCUGAGCUAUCUGCGUCCCUUUAUGGAUCAUUUGAAGGGCAUACAACAUUACAAGACAGCGCGUGAGCCUUACGAGAUUACGCGCCAGGCUGUGGAAAGAUAUUUUGGUGCUGUAGUCAAGUAG
This is a messenger RNA of Drosophila busckii, 441 nucleotides long. Its product is annotated as cofilin/actin-depolymerizing factor homolog. Gene Ontology annotation, cellular component: actin cortical patch; actin cytoskeleton; cytoplasm. NCBI's taxonomy places the organism in Eukaryota, Metazoa, Arthropoda, Insecta, Diptera, Drosophilidae. Gene Ontology annotation, molecular function: actin filament binding. Bases 1 to 441 code for a protein of 146 amino acids. Gene Ontology annotation, biological process: cell motility; actin filament severing; actin filament fragmentation. The transcript has a single exon. The record is from RefSeq and is a predicted model, not a curated record.